This is a messenger RNA of Limulus polyphemus (Atlantic horseshoe crab), 1891 nucleotides long. RefSeq names its product protein trapped in endoderm-1-like. Gene Ontology annotation, molecular function: G protein-coupled receptor activity. The transcript is spliced from 5 exons. Bases 714 to 1808 code for a protein of 364 amino acids. Gene Ontology annotation, cellular component: membrane. NCBI's taxonomy places the organism in Eukaryota, Metazoa, Arthropoda, Merostomata, Xiphosura, Limulidae. The record is from RefSeq and is a predicted model, not a curated record. Gene Ontology annotation, biological process: G protein-coupled receptor signaling pathway.
UCUGGCUGAAGACGAGGGACAGACGCCAAACUUGCUGUGUUAGAGGUGUAGAGAAACGUCAAGACUUAUUUGGCACUAGAGUGACUGCUUGAUUGAGGAUCGUUCAGCAAAAAGGUCGAGUGUUUUGUUGAGCCACGAAUAACUUCCACUGUUACUAGUUAAGUCAAAUGAAUACAUACCCACUUGCCGGAAGUGAUUACAUAUAUAUAAAUAAGAAAAAUGUUUAAUUUAGCAGAUUUGAUUUUCUUUGAAGUAGAUUAUCUCCAGUUGUUUUAAAUAUUUAUGUCAUAUUCCUGCACGUGUAUUUGUAGAACUUUGAAUAAUUCUGGGCAAGUAGGAAACCUUUUUAUCGCAAAAGUUGCUGGGACGAGAGUGAAGUGCAAAUAGUUGUAAGCGAGCCACAAACAUGCUAUUUUAAUUUAAGACGAAAACACUAGCAGCCUAAAUCACAAGGUUAAAUGAGAAAAAGGACAAUAUAGACAACACGAGAGCUUGAUUCCAAAAACAGCAUAAGUAUUCACUUUUGUAUCCCUUAUUUCCAUGAUGUCAUAAAAACCAUUGUAUCGGAAGUAGAAUUUCCGGUAAUGACUUGAAGUGGAAGUAGAGAGGAGCCUGACUUCCUACCAGUUUGUGUACUCACCUUCUCCCUGGGAGUUAGAGGUAGAUUAAGAAACCGUUGAAAAAAAGGAAAAAGGAGUAAAGUUUGAAAAGUGAUGGAGGACAAUAACCAGACUGAAACUCUUCAUGAGAUUCUAAAGUAUCCUCGGGGCGCCACGGUGUUUGCCGCUGUUUGUUCUAUUAUAUUCAUCAUCACUGGAUUGCUCGGCAACCUUUUGACUAUCCUUGCCCUCUGUCGGAGUGUAAAAUUAAGAAACGCCACCACAGCGUUUGUAAUCAGUCUUUGUACAGCCGACUUCCUUUUCUGUGCCAUUAACUUACCCCUAACGGCAUCACGGUAUAUCCACCAGGCUUGGACAUUAGGAGAAACAAUGUGUUCUUUAUUUCCGUUUUUCUUCUACGGAAAUGUUGGGGCCUCUCUCCUGUCAAUGACGCUGAUAACAAUCAACAGGUUCAUCCUAAUCAAUCAUUAUAACCUCUACGAUAAAAUAUACAAGAAACGCUACGUGGCUCUGAUGAUUGCCUUAUCCUGGAUGUUCAGCUUUUCCAUGCUGAUGCCCACAUUGGCGCGCUCAUGGGGAGAAUUUGGUUUAGACAGUAAGACAUUUUCCUGUACCAUUUUGAGACGAGAUGGUGGCUCUCCCAAGAAGUUUUUGUUUAUUCUGGGUUUCCUGGUUCCGUGUAUUGUGAUCAUUGUUUCUUACUCAUGUAUCUUCUAUAAGGUACGUCAAAGUCGACAGAAUAUUGAGGCUCACAGUCCAAUGAGUCCCACAGCUUCAUCAACUCUCAAGAGACAAAAUUCCCAACGAAAUGAUGAAAUUCGUCUUACCCGUAUGAUGUUGAUCAUCUUCUGUUCUUUUAUUUUGUGCUUUCUUCCUCUCAUGAUUGUCAAUGUUUUUGACAGCAGAGUCAGAUACCCCACUAUUCAUGUCUUGGCAUCAGUUCUGGCCUGGAUGUCAUCAUGCAUCAAUCCAUUUAUAUAUGCUAUGAUGAACCGUCACUACCGCCAGGCAUACUAUCGACUCUUAUGCCGAAAGGGUCACCUUCGCUCCCUAUCAACAGGAUCAAGUAUAACCCGAUCCCAGAAUUCAACUUUUGGAGGAGCUUCUAAAACCGUAGUUUCAGAAGUGUUUGUUUUUCCAAACAAAGUUAACUCUGGAAAAAUUGAUAAAGAUGAAAAUGCUGUUUGAAAUUUAUCAAAUCAGUUUACAUGUCAUGGAUCAGUUUUAACUAUGCAAACUAGAUGAAAUAGUUACCUGAGUGUAACCAAACA